UUCGCCGCUGCCAAGCCCUGACAAUACCCGAAGAUAAGGAGGACGCACUGAAGAGGGGCCAGUUCUUCCUCCACAGCCGAUUGGGUGGGCUUAUGUAGGGGGGAAAAGAGGGUCAUCUGGAGGUGGGUUAAAGGUCGUCUGGAGGUGUAUCUCCCAGUGGUAGGAUGGCGGGGGUGAAUGGAGACCGUAAAGGGAAGAAAGAUGACAAUGGGAUUGGCACAGCCAUUGACUUCAUGCUUUCCAAUGCCAAGCUUGUGCUGGGAGUGGGAGGAGCAGCCAUGCUCGGCAUUGCAACACUUGCUGUCAAAAGAAUGUAUGACCGUGCCAUAAGUGCUCCCACCAGCCCCACCAAUAUGGAGCCGACGGGAAAGAGGAGCUGGGAGGAGCCCGCCUGGAUGGGCUCGUCACCACGGGUACUGAACCAUGACAUGAAGUCCACAGUUAGCAGGUCUCUACAGUCUCUGCCCACUUCCUCGCAUGCUUUUGAACCAGACUGUCUUCGGCGGGCUGUUGGUCGAGCCGCUGUGGGAGGCAGCGGUGCCUCUCAGUCGGACCUGCAGCGGGCCCGGAUGCGUCUGUCCCUGCAGGAACAUCUGUGGGUGUUCUACCAAAAUAACGUGAACAUCCCUGCCGGGGAGCAGGCCGUGGCGAGGAGGGCAGCGCUGGACAUCUGUGCCGAACUCCGGGUGUUCCUUCACGCCAAACUGCCUGACAUGCCACUCAGAGAAAUGUACCUGAGUGGCAGUCUGUAUGAUGACCUGCAGGUGGUGACAGCGGACCACGCCCAGCUCAUGGUACCUCUUAUCUUAGAGAAGAACCUGUGGUCGUCCAUCCCCGGGGAGGACACCAUCAUGAACGUCCCAGGUUUCUGGCUCGUCCGCAGGGAGAAUUUGGAGUACUUUCCACGGAACAGCAGCUACUGGGACCGCUGCAUGGUCGGAGGCUACCUCUCCCCUAAAUCGGUCCUCGAGGUCUUUGACAAGCUUGUGGCGGGCUCCAUCAACUGGCCAGCUAUAGGGAGCGUCCUAGACUACAUCAUUCGUCCCGUGGUUCCCUCGGAAACGCUGACCCUGGAGGUGCAGUACGAGACAGACCGCAAACUGUACGUGGACUUCCUGCCAUUACUCGUGAUGGAGGACGGGACCUCGCUGAUAGCCAAACCGCAUCGACUUGCCGCAGACCGCCACGAAAACCUGUGGCGGCAGAGCUUCCGUGUGGCCGAGACGGCGCGACUCAGGGCCCUGGACCAGGAGGACGGAGGCUACCGAUGCGCCUGCCUGAAGCUGGCGAAGGCCGUGUGCAAGCUCAACCCCGCCCUCAACCGGCUCAACGCCAGCCAGCUCACCAACGCCAUCUUGUUGCUGUGCGAAAAAGAAGGCGACUGGACCCAGGAGGCGUUGGCGGACCGGUUCCUACAGCUGCUACGAGCGCUAGUGGGACACCUCGAAGCCGGGAGGCUGCCGUGCGCCCUCAGCCCUAAAGCUAACUUAUUCUGUGAGCUGACUGAACUGGAAGUGGACGAGCUGGGGUACACGCUCUACUGCGCACUCUCAGAUCCAGAGGGGCUGCUGAGAACUGCGGUGGCACAGCCAAACUCAUCCCUGACAAGCUCGUAAAAGAACGUCAACUGCACGGCAACGUGGCAUUGAAAUGUCAACCACUGUUUUGUGGCCGAUGGUGACCUCGAGCCAUAAAGAGGUUCCUGGGGAACAACAAAACAACUGCAUGGAAUCAUCGUCUCCUCCUGAAACACUCGGUCACUUCAGUCUUAAAUGCCAUCGGUGAGAAAAUGUGAUUCACACAGUAGCAGUAACUCAGUGUCGACAUGAAAGCUGUAUGUGGUGUGAUCAUGCAAAUGCUAUUUUAAUCUCCGAUGAAAAGUGAAGCCCCAUUGGAGGUCAUGGCUCUCACUAAACUCUCGCCAUUGUAUUAAUGAAGUUAAGAGUAGACAUGCUGUUAAUACGUUGGGAUGGAGGUUUUGCACUCUGCAUUGGUUGAUCAAAAUGGAAGGGGAAUACAGUACGUACGUCUGCAUCAUAUUUUUUAACUUGUCGGAGAGUUUUAGGAGGACAAACAUGUCCAGUGCAGUUAAAUGAUGUUUCUUUGUUUUGAGAUGGGUCCAAACCUCUGUGUCAAGGGAUAGAGUGUCAUGUUGACUGUGUUGUAUGCCAACCUUAACCCUAAUAAAUUGUUGAUCAGCCUAAAGAGACAAGCAAA
Sebastes umbrosus (honeycomb rockfish) is the source of this 2217-nucleotide messenger RNA. RefSeq names its product mitochondrial elongation factor 1 (gene mief1). Gene Ontology annotation, cellular component: mitochondrial outer membrane. Gene Ontology annotation, biological process: positive regulation of mitochondrial fission; mitochondrion organization. The coding region runs from base 165 to 1616 and encodes 483 amino acids. The record is from RefSeq and is a predicted model, not a curated record. Lineage: Eukaryota; Metazoa; Chordata; Actinopteri; Perciformes; Sebastidae. The transcript is spliced from 5 exons.